Rhinolophus ferrumequinum (greater horseshoe bat) is the source of this 6378-nucleotide messenger RNA. RefSeq names its product cyclin D2 (gene CCND2). Gene Ontology annotation, biological process: regulation of cyclin-dependent protein serine/threonine kinase activity; mitotic cell cycle phase transition; positive regulation of G1/S transition of mitotic cell cycle. The transcript is spliced from 5 exons. Lineage: Eukaryota; Metazoa; Chordata; Mammalia; Chiroptera; Rhinolophidae. Bases 274 to 1143 code for a protein of 289 amino acids. Gene Ontology annotation, cellular component: cyclin-dependent protein kinase holoenzyme complex; cytoplasm; nucleus. Gene Ontology annotation, molecular function: cyclin-dependent protein serine/threonine kinase regulator activity. The record is from RefSeq and is a predicted model, not a curated record.
CGGAGAGCAGAAGAGGAGAGGGAGCUGGGGAGAACGAGACAAGUUUGGAGGGGAGGGCAGGCAGAGUCGGCAGCCCCCGAGGCUCUCCUCUCCCACCGCCCAUCCCUUUCCUCUCUUCUCCCCCAGCUCCUCUCUCUGCCCUAAACUUCCCCCCCCCCCCGAAAACCCCUAUUAGCCAAAGGAAGGAGGUAAGGGGAACUCUCUCUCCUCCUUCCUCCCAAAAAACUUUUCCAUUCCGGAGAGAGCAGGGACCGAGUGGGCACCCGGCUGGCCAUGGAGCUGCUGUGCUGCGAGGUGGACCGGGUCCGCAGGGCCGUGCCGGACGCCAACCUGCUCUACGACGACCGCGUUUUGCAGAACUUGCUCACCAUCGAGGAGCGCUACCUUCCCCAGUGCUCCUACUUCAAAUGCGUGCAGAAGGACAUCCAGCCCUACAUGCGCAGGAUGGUGGCUACCUGGAUGCUGGAGGUCUGUGAGGAACAGAAGUGUGAGGAGGAGGUCUUCCCUUUGGCCAUGAAUUACCUGGACCGCUUCUUGGCUGGGGUUCCGACUCCCAAGACCCACCUGCAGCUCCUGGGUGCUGUCUGCAUGUUCCUGGCCUCCAAACUCAAGGAGACCAUCCCUCUGACUGCAGAGAAAUUGUGCAUUUACACCGACAACUCCAUCAAGCCUCAGGAGCUGCUGGAGUGGGAGCUGGUGGUGCUGGGGAAGUUGAAGUGGAACCUGGCAGCUGUCACUCCUCACGACUUCAUCGAGCACAUCCUGCGCAAGCUGCCCCAGCCCAGUGAGAAGUUGCCUUUGAUCCGCAAGCACGCCCAGACCUUCAUUGCUCUGUGUGCCACUGAUUUUAAGUUCGCCAUGUACCCGCCAUCGAUGAUUGCAACUGGAAGUGUGGGAGCUGCCAUCUGUGGGCUCCAGCAGGAUGACGAUGUCAGCUCACUCACUGGUGAUGCCCUGGUGGACCUGCUGGCCAAGAUCACCAACACAGACGUGGAUUGCCUCAAGGCCUGCCAGGAGCAGAUUGAGGUGGUGCUGCUGAAUAGCCUGCAGCAGUUCCGUCAGGACCAGGGCGAUGGAUCCAAGUCGGAGGAUGAACUGGACCAAGCGAGCACCCCUACAGAUGUGCGGGAUAUUGACCUGUGAGGAUGUCAUUCGGGCCGAAUGGGAGAGACGUGUUCAAAUGUGCUCUCUCUCCUUCUCUCUGGUUGUGUUUUGUUCUUUAUGUUUUAGGAUAAAACUUAAAAAAAAAAAAAAAAAAUUCUGUCCCCACCUAGAUCAUAUUGAAAGGUCUUUUAGAAGUGAGAGAAAAAGGUCCUAUGAAAAUGGAAUAAUUAAAAGCAUUUGGUGCCUAUUCAGAGUACAACAGAAGGGAAUCCCUUUGUGUAUGCGGACAGUUAUUAUUUGAUUAUGUUAAAAGCAAUAGUAAGAUGCUUACAGGAGAACCUGCAGAGUAGCUAGAGAAAAUGUAUGCCUGCAAUAUGGGAACAAAUUAGAGGAGACUUUUUUUUCAUGUUAUAAACUAGCACAUAUACACCCCUUUUAGGAUAAUUUCAAGGAACUGCAUAUGCCAUUUAUGGCAUGAUUAGAUUGCAAAGCAAUGAACUCAAGAAGGAAUUAGAAAUAAGAAGGGACAUAAUGGGGAGGGAGGACAAAGCAACCUGUCAACGUGACUGAACCAUUUUGGAUGUAGAAGCACCUUUGCUCUCGACCACCUGUUACUUACGUCGGGAGCAUUUCUGGGUCUCUAAUUACAAAUUCUUGCUGUCUACAGUAGCUGCUACCUGAAAAAGAGGUUUUAUUUCCUGGUUGGACACAGGUGAUUGAAUCCUGGGUUCCAUGUUUUUUGACAUCUUGCUUCUUCCAAACAUGGUUCAUUGUAGACAUCACCAUAUUUUUAUCUAAAGGGGCAAUCUAGCUCUGGACCAUUACCAAAACUCAAUACGAAACAGAGGCAGAUGGAGACCAAGGGUGGGAUCUGGAAGGACAUCUUUUCUCGUAACAUAUUAAAGAGCGUAAUGUGACCGUGGCAUCCCUUAUUAGGAAAAAACUAAUUUCUGGUGCUGGUUGGUAUGUCUGGUCCACAGUUUAGCAUUGUUAUAAACCAUUCCCUUCGAAAAGCACUUUGAAAAAUUGUUCCGGAGGGGUAGAUGGGAUGGUUUAUGCAAAUCAUGCUGAAUAGACCCCUCCCUUCUCCUCUGGUGCCCCUCCCCCCACACCCUCAGUCUGGGUACUACGAAAGAGCUUCUGGUAUCUGCCAUUGUCGGGUCCAUAGUUCUGGUGUUCUUUACCAGGACUCCAGAGACACCCCUUUCUGCUGACUUUCCCAUCACCACAUUCCUCAGAAAAGCCUAAAAACAAAGAGCUGUUACCAUUUUUCAUGGCACAGAAAGAGCUUAAUUCCCACCCAUAUACUUCUCCUUUGGACGUGGAAAGAAAGGUUACCGCUGGUGCAAAGACAGCUGAACGUCAGGGGGGCAUUCUGUUCCCUUUCCGUUUUCUGUUCAUUUCAUUGCAAAGUCGUAUUCAGUGUACUUGAAUGUUUUUCCUCUCCACUUCUUAGACACAUACAGUUAGCAAAGAGGUUGGAGCAACAACAUGUUUUUUUUUUUUUUUUUUUGCACAAUUAUAAUUGACAGGUAAUGAAGCUAUUUGUUAAAAUGUUUGCCUUUUAAGUAAAAAAGAAAAAUCAGAACAGGGCUACUUUGAAGAAUUAUUUUAUACACAGAUUCUGCCUUGUUUCAUAGUAUGAGGGUUGAAGAUGGAGAAAAAUCUAAGGGUCUCUUAUUUUUCAUUUUAUUAUGUUCAGUUUUUUUUUAUUAUUUUUUUUUUUUUGCGCUGCUAAGAAGCUAAGAUCAUUCAUCCUUAUUCACAUUAACAGUACCUAGCUGUAAUGUUUUUCACAGAGUGUGCUGCUAUUUUAUAAACAUUUUUAUAAUAUAUUAUUUUACUGCUUAAAUACCAAGUCCCAAAGUAGAUGGUUGAGAUAAGAGUUCUUUGUACUGGAAAAGCCCUCCAUAGUUUGUUUUCUUCUGGUAGCGUAUUCAUGGUUGGUUUUUUUCCUUUUUGGGUUAUUUUUUUCUCUCUCUCUCUGAUUACAUUCUUCAAAGACAGAGUAUUCUUUACCUCAGGUUUACUGGACAAAGUCAAUAGCUACAAAAGAAAAUGAUUCACAUUUUUGUUUUCAUAAUACCUCACAACCAUACAGUUUUCUGCUUGGGAGCCCGUGAGUGUGUAGAAAGGUGAGGAGGUGGCUGCAUGCCCUCUCAAUUGAAAGGUGAGGUGGGUUUGGCCCAGGGUCUCACCGCAGGGACCUUUUCAGUCACAAAGGUCAUCAGGCUUCCAUUUUGACUCCGGUAUCCUCAUCAUGAUGGAAAAAAUACAAUUGAACCAAGGGAUUUCCCCUCCCCCCCCCGGCAGACAUUCAGCAUAGUGGACGAAGAAGUCAUAAUUUGCACGUAGGUAUCAGGAGACAGACUAAAGAGUCCCAGCAGGCUACUUGGAGACCCUCAUCUUGCAGCCCUUUCUAAAGCAGGGCUCUCAUCGCUUAGGGUCCUCUCACCUUGAAAGGACGUUCCCUUCCCCUUCUCUUCCCACAUGGGCAUCCCAGUUUAGGAUGAUUGCAGAGAUUUUUCAGUCUGAAUCUGCAAUAUGCAGUGUUUAGGGGGUUCCUUCCCCCACUUGUCUCCAACUGUGGCGGCAAGCACUGUAUAAGGCCAGGCCCUUUGCUAAGCGGCACUAAAUGGUUUUUAGGUUUGAACUGUAUUGAAGUGGCAUGAGUGGAGAAUUAGGUCCGAUGAUUACUGGAUGGUAGUUGCAGGGAGGGGAUGAGGCUGCCGCUUUACGGAGAUGGACGUCCAGAGGAGUCAGUCUCGUAGGGUGUUUAGAAGGGUCCAGGACUUGGUUAGCAUGACCCUAAAUUCUAGGGAAUUUCUGGUGGGGUAGUGGGUGGUGAAUUCUGAAGUUUUGGAGAGGAAAGUGGAGAAGGCGGUAUUUUAUCAAGAGCCCACUUUGCACAGGACACGCUUUUGGGCCCUGAGACGUUCCAUGGCAUGUAAAGAAGGCAAGGUCCCUAGAGUUCUUGGGGAUCUCGGAGCCUAAAAACAAAAUGAGGUACAAACUCAUUCCAUAGUGACAGGCCCUUAAGCUCAAACAGAAGCAGCAAAUGAAAGAACCUGAUAAAUAAGGGAACAGGCCAACAGACUCCCUGCUGUCUGUAACUUCCCACUUUUCCUGGAGCCCUGGGUGCACUGGGGCCUUCUAGUUUUUUCUCCUUCCUGUCUUUGGGGCCUAGCGGGAUGGUGGGAAAGGUGCUAGGUUGUCUGGAUUUUUCUGCCUGUUCCCUCCUUAAACAAAAGAAGGAACCCCAGAUUGCUUCCGUGGCUGAUACCCUCUCCUUGGCUCUUGGUUUCCUUGGUGGGAGGUUUUGUCCCAGAGGAGUUCAGUUCUCCUCGUGAAUUUUUUUCUUCCUCACCUACUAAAGGGGUUCCAAACCUAUUCUGGUCUUUUUCUACUUUUUUUUGUUUGUUUUUUAAAUCUUUACUUCCUCCUCUUGUGUUUUUCUGUUUUUCUCCAUCAGUGGGGGCUAAGUGGUUCCCCUAGCCUGCCAAAUUUUGUUUCCUUCCCCUGUUUUGGCCAAAUCCUAGGGGGAAGAAUCCUAGUAUGCCAAAAAUAUAUGCUAAGCAUAAUUCAAUUCCAUGCGGGUUCCUAACAGCCAAGAAGCCUGUAGGUUGGAAGGAAGCAGGGGACAGGUCCCACAGCAGAAUGUCUCCCAUGUGCUGAGAGGACAGCCCCUCAGAGAAGGGGCUGUUCUUAGAGGAGGCUUUAUUCGGGACCUGCCCCGGGACCCCACUGAAGAGCUCACCGUGUCUUAACAGCCAGGUCCCCUUUGGUCUAUGAGCUUUGUACAAGAGGCUCUGUUCUGCCUCCUACCAGCCAAGUCAGGGACGCAUGACUCAGAGACCUGCAGGAGCUUAAGUGACAAGGCUAGAGGAGGAAACAACCCUGACUGCAUCACACUGCAUCCCUUCGCUAGCAGGGUGGGCUUCUCUUCAGAGGGAGCUGGAGCUUUCCUGAGGUCCAGCCCCCUCAGUGCCUCUCCACGCUGCCCUGGGACUGACAGGUUAAAAACAUUAAGCAGGAUUGGAUGACUUUUCUCAAAGAGGGCAGGGGAAUUUUCUCUCCGUGGGCCCCAGGGGGCAGGGCUGGGAGAAGAAAUAGACUUGCACCUUAUAUCAUGUAAAUAAUGAUUUUCUAGUUCAAGAAGAUGCUAUUGGUAGUGUGGGAAGGGGAGGUAGGAAUGGGGAGGAAGUCUGAGUGAGCCAGUUGGCUUCUAAGCCAAAAGGAUUCCUCUUUGUUUAUCUUUGAGACAGUCCAACCCUGAGAAUAGCUUUAAAAGGGAAAUUAAUGCUGAGACAGUCAAGUCCCCUUAAGCCAACAGCUAUCACCAACUCUAGCUAUAGAAUGAGAGCAGGCUUCUACUGGUGUGGGCUUGGAGCAGUUCUCAAGAGCUGCUCAUGCCGUCCAUUUGUACAAAAUAGGGCAGGAAGACUCAAGGAUGUUUAUGACUUCUCAUACCACAUGGCUUUUCAUGAUUAUGGAUUCUGAACCCAGAGCAGUCAUUUCAGCCCGAACUAUUCUACAUUAGUGUGUGUCUGCUUUUAGACUUGGCUGGGCUAUCAGACCUGAUUCUUGGCUCAGGUUUCAAGAAGCCAUCGACAAAUGUAUCCAUGCAUGCUGUAGCUGCAACAUUUAUUCUUUGCCUGCAGCCUACUUUGGGGAAAAAAGUGCCUUACUGACUGUAGCCAUUACAGUAUCCAGUGUAUUUUGACAGGUUCCUGUCCUAAGAAAAAAAAAGUUUUUGGUUUUUUUUUAAUGGGUUUUAGUUUUUAUUGCUGGCCAACUCUUAAAUCCCCAGCAAUUCACCAGACCAUUGGAUUUUUUCCAUUAUGUUCAUUACCCUUGUACCAUGUACCUCAGAUCUCUGUUACAGUUUCUCGUCUUGGAUUUCUUUUAUUAUUAUUAUAAUUUUUUUUUUUUUUUUUUGCUUUAAAUGAGUGUGAUGCCAUAUCAAGUCAAUGUAAUUCUCACAAUGUACUCUAUAAGAGGUGUGGGUGUUUAUUUGGUCGGGAUGCUAGCAAGUGCUAAAGUAGCAUGAUCAGUAUAAACAAAAGGUUUUUAGGAAGUAUGGAAAAAAUGUUUUAUUGGCUACGAUGGUGACAUGGUAUAGUCAGCUGCCUUUUAAGAGGUCCUAUCUGUUCAGUGUUAAGUGAUUUAAAAAAAUAAUAAUAACCUGUUAUUCUGACUAGCUUAAAGAUGGAUUUGAAAAUGGUUUUGGAUGCAAUUAGGUUAUGCUAUUUGGACAAUAAACUCACCUUGACC